AUGAAAUCAUCAAAUAAAUAUCCUAAUCUUCACAAUGAAUGGCAAGUGCAGUCUCUUGCGUUGGAAAAGAACAACGCGAUGACACUCAUACAUCGCUCCUACUGCAACCUCAAACUUGAAAACGUCAACAAAGCCAUGAAGGAUGUAAAUGAGGCUCUGAAGCUGCAGCCCAAAAAUAUUGCAGCCUUGCUACAAAAAGCGGACACUUAUUAUUUCAUGGGAAAAUUGGAAGAGGCUUUGGUGCACUACUACAGAUCUCAGAAGUUGUCCCCAAGACUACAAAGGUGCCACUUGUGGGUGUAUAUCUGUGAGACCGCCAUCUUAAAAAUUAUCGGAGAUUCCAGAAUGCUGCUAACAAAGAAUGGCGACCUUUCAUUUCUAGAGAAACAAGUCGAAGAGAAUUCGGUCUCCCGUAACAAAACUUUGGAAGUUAAGCUGAAAGAUAAGUUCAAGCAGAAGCAAAAAGUUUCGAAAAACAGGCGAACGCUUAAACUAAUGGGCAGUCUGUACGAAGACAGAUGCUACUUGGAGAGCAUAUUUCUCGAAGCCGGAGAUCACACGAGAGUUGGCUCGAAGUUGAAACACCGCGCUUACACUCUCAUACAGUACAUUGACAAGCAGACCAUGAAGAUGCUACAUGAAAAGCCGCCGACUAAAAUUAUAAAAAGAUCGAAACCAUUACCUUCGAUUACCGAGGCGAGGAUGUGUAUAAACCAGGCCAUCACCAGAGAACUCAAUCUUAUCGAUACCGAGCAGCAGGAGCAUUUGUACUGUGAGAGCUUACAGCGGUGCUACAACCUUCUGAAUGCUGUGCUCAACUACAAGGAGGAAGUCGUCAAGAAACUGGAAGAAGUGAUAGCGACUAUUUACGGGUAUAUGGGAACGGCUUAUCUGCAAGGGAAGGAUAUGGACAAAGCCAUGAUGUUUUUUAAGAAGGAAAAGGAUUUGUCCAUUCGGCAUUGGAGUAUUUUGUUGCCGACUAUAGAAGAGGCAGAGGAGCGUUCGUGGCUGUUGCACGAGAUGGGCAGGUGCUACUAUGCACUCUGCGAUUUCAAUAGAGCAUUGGAACUAGGAGAGAAGGCUUACGAAGAAGCGAAAAAAACGCGGGACUACUUCUGGAUGAUAACAUGCCUAGUCCUCAUGGCGCAGAGCAGAAUUAGGAUUCCGGAUUUGAAUGCGGCAUUUUUGGAUUACGAGAAUGCACUGUACCUGGCUCUCAGCAUGAGUAAAUGA
This is a messenger RNA of Helobdella robusta, 1233 nucleotides long. RefSeq lists its product as hypothetical. The transcript is spliced from 12 exons. The coding region runs from base 1 to 1233 and encodes 410 amino acids. The record is from RefSeq and is a predicted model, not a curated record. Gene Ontology annotation, molecular function: protein binding. NCBI's taxonomy places the organism in Eukaryota, Metazoa, Annelida, Clitellata, Rhynchobdellida, Glossiphoniidae. Gene Ontology annotation, cellular component: cytoplasm.